CGAGUCACUCCACAGGCACAAACAUACAACCCGGAGAGAGAGAGAGUUGCCUUGAAAUACUGUGAGUUGCUAGAAAUGGCCAUGAACCACCUCUUAUCAUAUGACCACGAUGAUGAUGACUACAUUGACAUGGAAGUAAGCUCAUACUCCACCUUCUUCUGCCAAUCUAUAGGCUCGCCUCCAUUCCCAAAAGAGUUCGAGUUCCAAAAGUCCACAGCUUCACUAGAAAAAGACACCACAACUUCCCCAGCUGACGAGCUCUUCUACAAAGGCAAGCUCCUUCCCCUUCACCUUCCUCCACGUUUACAAAUGGUAGAGAAAAUCCUAGAAAACUCUAACUCUUCAUAUGAUCAUAGAAAAGACACAUUUGAAGAAUUCUUCAGCACCCCGCUAAUGACAACUGCCCCUACACCGACUUCGACCAGCACUCCAUUUGAAUCCUGCAAUAUUUCACCUGCCGAGUCUUGUUAUGUCAGUAGAGAACUAAAUCCAGAAGAGUAUCUCUUUGAAUAUUCAAGUGAAACUGGUGGUUUUAUCGAUGAAAACCCAAAACCGUGUAGGACCAAAAAGCUUAAUCUGAUCAAACAGUCCUCACUUAGCUCAAAACUUAAGGCUUCCCGGGCUUACCUCAAGUCUUUGUUCGGUAAGUCUGGUUGCUCAGAUGAUUCAUGUACAGUGGCUUCAAAAGUUGCAGAUGAAGUAACAGUUUCAAAAGCCAAAGAGACUUCGAACAAAUAUGUGAAGCCAGCAAAGAAGACGCCUUGUGGGCAAAUCCAGAAGGAUAAAUACCAAGCUUCAACUACUGCAUUGCAGAACAAACAAAGGAUCAGCGAGGACGGUAGUGGUCGCCUCCACAGGAGAUCAUUCUCAAUGUCCAUCAAACGGUAUUCAACAAAGAAGUCUUCAUCAUCAUCUGACUCGUCAUCAUCUUCAAGCUCGACUAGUUCAAAUGGGUUUCAACGGCUGCCAUUUCUAAAGAGAAGCAGCAGUGCAAAAUCCGAGAUAGAGAAUCCAAUCCAGGGAGCAAUUGCACAUUGCAAACAGUCCCAGCAGCUGUUCCAUUCGAGGAAGACUGUAAAUGAAGCCAAGUUAUACUCAUUAUCAGCUUCCAGAAUUUCCAUAAGUGAUGAACAAGAAAGGCCAGUUCUUUGCAGAGGCUGAUCUUCACCUAUAACAAAAAAGAAAGCAUAAAUUCUAACCUAGUUUCCAAUGCUUUCCUUUCUCUGGUUUUUCUAUAUUGAUCGUACGUCUAUCCUUUGUUCAGGGAAGGAGUAAAACUCUUAAUGCCUGUGUUUUAA
Molecule: messenger RNA, 1298 nt
Organism: Populus nigra (black poplar)
Lineage: Eukaryota; Viridiplantae; Streptophyta; Magnoliopsida; Malpighiales; Salicaceae
Product: probable membrane-associated kinase regulator 4
Exons: 1
Coding region: 76-1161 (361 amino acids)
Cellular component (GO): plasma membrane
Molecular function (GO): kinase inhibitor activity
Source: RefSeq, a predicted model, not a curated record